GAGAAGGCGACUGCUAACAGUCCUGACUGUUCUGGCGGUUGUUGUGCUUUCGACGUGUUCUUCUCCGGUCAACUUUGCCCUUCGGGGACAAGGCAAUGUACGGUCGCUUCGCAAGCGCGACGGGCUUGAGCUGCACACGAAAGCUUCCCACAAGAAUUCUGUGCUGAGCCGGGAAGGAAGAGAUGUGCUCGAAAGCAUUCAGCUGGCUCGUGGAGCUGGGGACUGGAUCAAAGUGAAGUCUUUGUAUGCGUCUUAUGCUGGCACCGGCACCGAAAUUCAGAUUUUCAACGCGGUCUUGCAUACAGCCGUAGAGUGUGUGCAAUACAAGGAAGGCGCCGAUAUCUUUGAUAGCUUAUACAAGUUAGAUAUCACGAAGACAUCGGCCACCUAUUCAGCAGCUCUCAAGAUUUUUGCAAAGUUGGGGCACAAUGCGACGGUCAAAGAGCUUUGGGAAGAAGCUCGAAACAAUCCGGCAUGUGACAUGAAUGAGCCUUUGACAGCUGCGCGCAUAGAUGCUGCUGCCGAAGAAGGGGAUGUUGAAUCAGCUCUUUUGGUGUUGAGUAACAUGACCCAGACAAACGUCAGCAUCAAUAUCGCUCACGUCACGAAUGCCAUCCGUGCCUGCUGGGCCGCCGGAGGUGUCAAGUACAGGACAGCUGAACACCUGUUUAACUUGACCGCCACACUAGGACUGGAACCCAACAUCGUGACCUUUUCUUGCCUGGUAGGGGCUUACGGUGUUGCACCGCUGGAGAAAGCCCUAGCUGCAUAUGCAGACAUGCGAAGCAUGGGGAUUGAGCCCAAUCCACCAUUCGCAGACGCUUACCUGGGUGCCAUUCUACAGAAGCCUCGGGCACACAGCUGGCAGCCAGCGGAGAUCAUGGAUGCGCUUCAGCUACUCCAGGAGGAAGCCCCAAACCGCAUUGAAGCCGCCAAGCUUGCCUUGAGUGAGUUCAAAGGCCUCGGUCUCGAGCUCACCGACUUAGCACGGCGUAUAGAACAUUUCGAGUCGCAGCUCUUGCCUGGCCUGCGCGCUGCAGAUCCGCAGCCGCUGGUUGUGCCUUACUGCACCGUGGGCUACCGCUCUGGCGUCUACGCAAAGGAGCUCAUGGACAAGCACGGGCUGCAGAACGUGCGCAAUGGCGAGGGUGUGAUCAUGUGGACCUUCGACGGAAGUGGACUGGUUCGCCCAGCGAGCGGCGCCGUCGGGACGGUCGACAGCGCUCAGGUCGUCGGCAAGGCUGCCGGGGACGCCGGGGAGACGCCUACCUCGGCAUGGCAGCCCGUCACCCGCGUCCACGUCUAUGGCAAGCCCUGGGACAUGGCAGCGGAAGGAUACACCACAGAGUUCUUCUCCCAGACGGGAGGCGCAUGGCGCUUCCUGAAGCAGAAGUGCUCGAAGAGCGGCAUCAAAGCGGUGCCGUGGCUCUUCAUCUUCGUCCUGUUCUACCUCUUCUUCACCCCUGCCUGCGGUGUGAUGUACAACUGUGGCUGCCGGCUUUUCCCCGCCAAGUACGGCCAGGCGUCCUUGAAGGAGCUCUUUUCUGCAUCCAGGGGGGUCUUAUACAGUUUCUCGGGGUUUUUUGGGGUUUAG
Molecule: messenger RNA, 1594 nt
Organism: Symbiodinium sp. CCMP2456
Lineage: Eukaryota; Dinophyceae; Suessiales; Symbiodiniaceae
Source: the annotation of a GenBank genome assembly